CCCCGCCCGGGCUUUGCUGCAGACAUUCACAGUCGCAGUGUUCCAGAGCAGAGUUGCAACCUGCAAACACCGAGCGGCCUCACACUGUAAAUCAUGGCAGCCUCCAUUAUGCAGCGCCUGGAUAAAUUCCUCAAUGAGAAAAACAUACUGUCGGAUAUUCUGGGGAAAAUCGAAAGCAAGACGGGGAUUAAAAAAACUUACAUUGCUUUGGCCUUCAUUGCAUUGAUUUCCACUUACCUUGUGAUCGGCUACGCAGCAUCUUUAGUUUGCAACUUGAUCGGAUUCGUUUAUCCUGCUUAUGUCUCGAUCAAGGCCAUUGAAAGCCCUGAUAAAGAUGAUGACACAAUAUGGCUGAUGUACUGGGUAGUUUAUGGUAUCUUCAGUGUAGCUGAAUUCUUCUCUGACAUACUUUUUUCCUGGUUUCCGUUCUAUUACAUACUGAAGUGUGCGUUCCUGGUUUGGUGCAUGUCUCCCACCUCGAGCAACGGCUCACAGAUGCUCUACAAGCGUUUUAUCCGCCCUUUCUUUCACAAGCAUGAGGCUGAGCUGGACAAAGUUGCGAAGAAUAUUAGCGACCGGGCCUCAGAAGCUGCCGAUAGCAUCAGAGAAAAUGCUAAGAAAGCAACAGCAAACUUAAUCUUUGAAGAGAAGAAGAGCACUUAAAUAAUCGCGUUUAGAAAGCUUGCCUUUAUUCUUUGCUCCCUGGGAUCCAGAGCGUUAAGAUACUGCCUUUGGAAAGUUUUUUUUAAUGUACACUUUAAAUGCAUUUCUUAUCGAUAUACUCGGUUUUACCAAAAGCAAGUGGAAACUAUAUAAUACUCAAUUUUAAUGUAAUACUAUAUUCAGUAUUUAAAUGCGUAUUGCAAGAAAAUCAUAUGCUACUGGCAAUGAUGGAAUUUCAAUUUUAGUGGAAAAAAAUCUGGUUUAUCAUGUCCUUUUAUUGUCUGGUGAAUGUUUAAUAAACUUCUAAAGUC
Messenger RNA from Leucoraja erinaceus (little skate), 974 nucleotides. It is a transcript of the gene reep5, whose product is annotated as receptor accessory protein 5. The record is from RefSeq and is a predicted model, not a curated record. The transcript has 5 exons. NCBI's taxonomy places the organism in Eukaryota, Metazoa, Chordata, Chondrichthyes, Rajiformes, Rajidae. Bases 94 to 663 code for a protein of 189 amino acids.